This is a messenger RNA of Guyanagaster necrorhizus, 1329 nucleotides long. Its product is annotated as clathrin adaptor, mu subunit. Gene Ontology annotation, biological process: intracellular protein transport; vesicle-mediated transport. Gene Ontology annotation, cellular component: clathrin adaptor complex. Bases 1 to 1329 code for a protein of 442 amino acids. The transcript is spliced from 8 exons. NCBI's taxonomy places the organism in Eukaryota, Fungi, Basidiomycota, Agaricomycetes, Agaricales, Physalacriaceae. The record is from RefSeq and is a predicted model, not a curated record.
AUGACAUCCCUCAUUGCGAUACUUGACCUCAAGGGCAAGCCACUUAUCCAGCGAUCGUACAGGGAUGAUGUUCCAGCGUCAUACGUAGAGAAAUUCCUUCCCUACAUCCUAGACAUCGAGGAGGAGGGCCAGCAAGUGACGCCCUGUUUCUCAAAGGAGGGUGUCAAUUAUGUGCAUGUGAGGUUCAGUAAUCUAUAUCUGUUGGCCCUGUCGAAACGAAAUAUCAACGCGGCAGAAACUGUCAUAUUUCUCCACCGGCUGACGCAGGUCCUCGUUGAAUACUUCAAGGAGCUUGAGGAGGAGAGUAUCAGGGAUAAUUUUGUGAUUAUAUAUGAGUUGAUGGAUGAGAUGAUGGAUUUUGGGUAUCCACAGACGACAGAGAGCAAAAUUCUGCAGGAAUACAUCACGCAGGAAUCGCAUAAACUCGAAGUCCAAGUAAGGCCACCGAUAGCGGUAACCAACGCGGUGUCGUGGCGUACCGAGGGAAUCAGGUACAGGAAGAACGAGGUGUUUUUGGAUGUUAUCGAGAGCGUCAAUCUGCUGGUCAACGCCAAUGGAAAUGUCGUAAGGUCAGAGAUUCUGGGUGCAGUCAAGAUGAAAUGCUAUCUCAGUGGAAUGCCUGAAUUGCGGCUGGGACUGAACGACAAGGUCAUGUUCGAGAGUACAGGGAGGACUGCGCGUGGAAAAGCCAUUGAGAUGGAAGAUGUCAAAUUCCACCAGUGUGUGCGGCUAUCACGGUUCGAGAAUGACCGAACGAUUUCGUUUAUCCCACCAGAUGGAGAGUUUGAACUGAUGAGCUACCGACUGAGCACGCCGGUCAAGCCGCUCGUUUGGGUCGAAGCGGCGGUCGAGAGCCACAAAGGUAGCCGGGUGGAGUACGUGGUCAAGGUGCUUGCACAGUUCAAGAGACGGAGUACGGCGAGCAAUGUCGAAAUUUAUGUGCCAGUACCGGAUGACGCGGACAGUCCCAAGUUUAGAGCGUCGACAGGUUCGGUGCAGUAUGCUCCUGACAAGAGUGCUUUUGUCUGGAAAAUAAAGCAGUUGGGAGGAGGAAGGGAGUUUUUGAUGAGGGCGCAUUUUGGGUUGCCCAGCGUAAAGAGCGCUAAGAUUCUUACAGAGCAAGAACCGGAGAAGCGCGCGCCUAUCACGGUCAAGUUCGAGAUACCCUACUUUACUGUUAGCGGCAUCCAGGUGCGGUAUCUGAAGAUCGUUGAGAAGAGCGGGUACCAGGCGUUGCCCUGGGUGAGGUAUAUAACACAGAACGGAGAUGAUUACAGUUUACGGACGGCACUAGAAAAAGGCAGUGCUCCAAUAAGACCGCCUAUGUAG